AUGCAGACAUCGAAGGUCAAGUCCAACAACUUCCUGUGCGCUCCCCGCACAUCGUUCAACUACACUGUGGAGGAGGCGGCACACCAUGCACAGCAUGCGAAUGAAGAUGCGCUCGCCAUGAAGAAAGCCCUCGCAAAGGACCAUUCGAUGACGGCCCAGGAGGCCAGAUUCUUUUCGAUGUUGUCGACUCCUUUGACGUUCUUGACCAGCACUUUUGCCAUUACCGCGGCCUAUCUGGAGGUGCAGAAUGGCUGGAUGCUGGCGCAGAAAGCGAAGAUGCUCAAAGAAAAUUUGCGCGGAAACCAUGGAAUGAGUUGCGGAAGGCGGCAUCUCGCCACAGCGCUAGCAGUUUGCACAGUUACAGUGGCUGCGAAUUGCCCGGCUGCUGAAGUAUCCGCUGUCGUCGGGGGUCUGACCGUACAUCUCGCAGUGCCUGCCCUGUUGGAAGGAGACAGCUUUCAGAGGUCCUGUGAAUCACUCCGGGCAGGAUUUGAAGGCUUCAUCCGUGUCUCCUGCUUCGGCUCGCAGCCGGUGCCGACGAUCCGGUGCCAGGCGAAGGGGUGCCUGGCGGGUCAGCGCGCCCCUGCGAGGAUCGGUGACAGUGCCGAACUCCUUCCAGCAGCGAUCGACAAAGGACUUGCCCAUGGCAAGGAAGAGUUCCUGCCUUGCAGGACGCUGAAGGAAGGGCUCGAGGGCUACAUCCAUCUCAGAUGUUCGCUUGGAGUUCUGAGUGCCGACGCUGCAAGCUGCCGUUCCACGCCACAAGGUGCGCGGACAGCGUACCGCUUGCUGAACGCAGAUUUCCUUCCAGGAGCCUGGAGAGUGUUCGAAGCCAAUUUCUACGACAACGCAGAUUGCCAAGGAGGCCGCUGGACGGGUGAGCUUUACGGGUCCUCCGAGGAGGCAGAGUCUGGUUGCUCUGGCUUUCGAUGGAAAUCGUACAUCGCCCCGUUGCAGCAGUUCAUGCAGAAGCUUGCCUCGCUAGUCUGCCUCUGCGCAGGUGCCCAUGCCAACUGCUCAGAAGCAACGCCAAGAAGCACCAGCGGCAGCACACACUGCCAAGCCUUGCAAGUAUCACCACUGGCGGAUAGUAGAAACUUUGUAGCUAAGCCUUCCGUUUCUGCAAUGGCGCUGGCAAAGCGGCUGAUCUCCGACGUGUUGGGGCGUGGUGGCAUUGCCAGCAGUGUCUUGGAUGGGGAGGCAGGCAUUGGGCAGUUUCUGAGGAUUGAGGCUCUUGGCAUCCAGCGACUCAGCGACUGCCUUGUAGGCGUACUUGUUCGGUGGUCACGACGGCGAGAUGCCGUUUCUUGGCCCGGGGAGUUUCUGCCAGCAUCGUUCGUGUUUUGGUUUCGGGGUCCUCCCGGUUGCUUGUGCCAUGACUGUUCUGGGAUUCUGCGGAGUCUGCUCCGAGCUGUCGAGUCUAUGGUUCACGUUGCGCUCAUGCUGCAAGCCUUCAGGCUGAAAGUCGUGGAGUCUUUCCGUCCCUCCGAGCACCCCGAAGACCGGGGCGAGUGGAAGGAGCUGCCGCCGAUGCUGGCCAGACGCACAUAUGCCUCUGCGUCCGAGCUCGAUGGGAAAAUCUACGUGAUGGGAGGCAGUGCCGACGGACGUACGCUGAACACCUUUGAGGUCUUCGAGCCCAAGGCCGGACAGUGGGAUCAGUGGUUCACAAAGCCGCCGAUGAACAUCAAGCGGACCAUGCAUGCUGCCGCAGUGGCAGAUGGCCGCAUCUAUGUGGCCGGGGGGUUCGACGGCAUCCGUGACCUAUCCGCGGCGGAGAUCUACGAUCCCAGGAGCAACAGCUGGAGUUCGCACAUAGAUCCUAUGAACGUGCCCCGAUCGUAUCACUGCAUGGUGGCUGUCCAGAAUUGCAUCUAUGCAAUCGGAGGUCAGCAGCGGCAGGUGAAGGUGGACCGUCCUCGCGCGCACAGCUCUGUGGAGGCCUUCGAGCUCUACUGUGAGAGGUGGCUUGAGGCUCCUCCGAUGUCCACGGGACGCAUCGGGGCAGCAGCUUGCCUGAUGGAGGAUGAGAGCGGCGCCAACUUCAUCUAUGUCACCGGUGGCUCUGAUGGGGAUGCUGUGCUGCAAUCUGGGGAGGUCUUUGAUGUGAAGCGGCAAACCUGGCAGGAGCUUCCACCCAUGGCCUUCCCGCGAAUCGCGCACACGUCUUUCGUGCUCAACGGAAAGCUUUAUGUUGCAGGGGGCAUCGAUGGCAAGGUGCCCCUGGAAACCUUUGAGUGCUUCGACCCCUCCACGAAGACAUGGAGCGCACCCAUGCGAUUAGGUGCACUCUGA
Messenger RNA from Symbiodinium sp. CCMP2456, 2295 nucleotides. Lineage: Eukaryota; Dinophyceae; Suessiales; Symbiodiniaceae. The record is from the annotation of a GenBank genome assembly.